AUGGGAACCUCACCGGGUUUUUUCAAUUGCAAAAGGGGUGUCCGGCAGGGAGAUCCACUAUCUCCACUUUUGUUUUACUUGGCCGAAGAUGUUCUCAACCGAGAUCUUACCCACUUAGUGGACACAAACAAUUUCAAGCUCAUCAAGGCCAACAGGACAGUCAUGGUUCCCUCUCAUACCUUUUAUGCAGAUGAUAUCAUGUUUUUCACUAGAGGUUGCACUUCUUCCCUUGAUGCCAUAGCAGAUCUUUUCACUAAGUAUGUUGAUUGCUCUGGGCAGGUUUGCAAUCCUGCGAAAUCUACCAUGUUUGCAGGAUCAAUAGCAGUGGUUAGGCGGGGUUUUCUGGCUAGUAGGAUUGGGUUCAAGAUGGGACCUUCCUUUCUCUUACUUGGGAUUUACUCUUGGCCUGUCAACUUAAUCGAAACUAUUGAAAGUUGGUGCAGGAACUUCAUCUGGAGUGGCAACAUACACAGGCAGAAACUUGUAAUUGUUGCUUCGGGUCAAUGUUGUCAAGAUAUUCAGGCUGGAAGUUUAGGGAUUAGAUCUCCCUGGACACUUAAUGAAGCUAAUAAUCUUGUUCAAUGUUGGAGCAUUAUUAAUGAGACAAAUUGUUGGGCUUCUAUUUUAAAAGCUAGAGUUUUCAAGAGAAAUAUGCAGAUUAAAUACCAUGUUUUUUUGGUCAAUCUGGACAGGUAG
This is a messenger RNA of Vicia faba (fava bean), 696 nucleotides long. The record is from the annotation of a GenBank genome assembly. Lineage: Eukaryota; Viridiplantae; Streptophyta; Magnoliopsida; Fabales; Fabaceae.